AUGUCUCAGCAUUCACCUCAGUCGUCUGCUGGCAAUGGUCCUGCAUCAAGCCCUUUCGCUGGCACCGACCCCACCCUGUACUCACCUGACAUGGCUCGUGACUCCAAGCACCGCAGCCACGACAGCGUCGCUACCGUCGUUGGUCAUGGCAGCAAGGCCGGCCUGGGCAUCAUCUUCGAGAAGUCUAAGGAGCUUCCGCAGCCUGAGCCUUAUGUGCCAGCUGGCUUUGUCGAUGAGCUCGACCGCGACAACUUCAUCUCUCGCCACAUGAUCGUCCUCCAGCUUCCUGAUGGCACCAACGCCGGUCUUGAUGCCGAGCACGAACUCUUCUCUGUUCAGCACCAGAUGAAGCUGUAUGCUUGCUUCCACACCUGUGUUCCGGUCUACACUCGUGGCGUCCACCUUCGCUUCGAUGACAUUCGUGACUCGGCAGAAGGCAAGCAGAUCCUUGAGCAGCAUGGCUUCCAGGUCGAGUACAUCACCGGCUAUCAGUACGCCCUUGUCAAAGCCCAGGAGACUUCUCUUGUCAACGACUUCGAAGGCCAGAUGCAGUUGUCUGUCAUGAUCGACGCCAACCCCGAUCAUGCCGUCUGGGAGUUCAGCACCGCCGAUGCCUGCCACGUGGAGCACGCCGUCAAGAACAUCGCUUCCGCCUUUGGCAAGGUUCGCAACCUCAUUCACGUCGAGACCAACAGCAAGAAGAUGACUCUCACCUUCCGUCUUGAGUUUCAUAGUGUCGAUGCUUGCAACCGUGCUGUCAACUCGCUGCGCAUCGAUCCUGUCUGGGGCACCAACUCUGAGGUCAGUCAUCCACUCCUGCCAUGUCUUCCCUUCAUGCUAACUCUUACACAGAAGUCCUUCCAGUGGGUCACUGUCGAUGCUGCCCAUUGGUACACCAACCUUGCCACCAUCUCUCCUGGUCGCCCCUUGCCUCGUGUCGACAACAAGGGUCGCUAUCCGCAGUUCCGCGCUGCUGAUAGCACCGAUGGUCCCUUUGGCCACUACUCUCGUCACCCAUCUGACCAGCACAACCGUGUUCGUCGCGAGCGCAUCCUCGAUGGCAGCGAUGUGCGCACCACCAUCAUGCUUCGCAAUAUUCCGAACAAGAUGGACUGGAUGGCUCUCAAGGCUGUCCUCGAUGAGCAGUGCUUCGGUUGUUACGACUUCGUCUAUCUGCGCAUCGACUUCAAGUCAGGAUGCAACGUCGGCUACGCCUUCAUCAACUUCGCCAACGUCCAUGGCAUGAUCGCUCUCAUCGACAACAUCGAGCGUCGCUGCUGGACUGGAUAUCGCUCCCACAAGGCUGCUGAGAUCUCCUAUGCCACCAUCCAGGGUCGUGAGGCUCUCAUCCAGAAGUUCCGCAACUCGUCCGUCAUGCAGGAGACUCCGUUCUGUCGUCCUCGCCUGUUCCACACCUACAUCGACGCUGAGGCCACUGGCAAGCUUCGCUCCACCGGCACUGAGCAGGUCUUUCCUCGUCCCGACAACCUGUCCAAGCUCCAGCGCUCCAUGGAUAGUGCUCGUACCAUCGGUUUGUUUCCCCCUCACGGCUAUUCGUCUCUCGCUGAACACCGCGUCCGUGGUAGUGGCUAUGAUCGUGGCACUCCCCGCGACAUUAUGCAGGCAGCUAUGCACUUUGCGCGACAGCGUGCGGCUCCGGCGCCGACUGAGAUGCUGGACCUUUCCGAAGCUACGAAACAUGACAUCGAGGUCUGGUACACCCGCGUCUAUGGGCAAGGCCGCCUUGGAUGCAUUCCAUUCGACUUCAUCCCUAUGACUCAUCUCGCCUUGUACUUCGCCCAGCAGCAGACUAGCCCUCAGGCCAUGCCCACCAACCCUGGUAUCAUCGGCGCUCCCGCUCAUGGCUACGACCAGUCCGAUGCUGGCGUCUUCAGCAGCCCCUCUCGCUACUCCCCUCUGUCCGCUGACAAGUACACCAACCCUCGUGGCAAGUACGUCGAUCCUUUCAAAGGCAACUGGUAA
Molecule: messenger RNA, 1983 nt
Organism: Parastagonospora nodorum SN15
Lineage: Eukaryota; Fungi; Ascomycota; Dothideomycetes; Pleosporales; Phaeosphaeriaceae
Exons: 3
Coding region: 1-1983 (660 amino acids)
Molecular function (GO): RNA binding
Source: RefSeq, a predicted model, not a curated record